GGCGAGCAGCACUUAUAAGGCCCAAUAAGUUGCAAACGACUGACGCAGAGCGUGCAAGCUGCCUUGCGCCAGCUUGAAUCGCGAGUGCCGAUGCUUCCAGCGACUCAUAAUUGCACGCGGGGCUGCUCGACUCGGCCGACGCGCACUUAACCUGUACUUGGGUCCUGAUGCGGAGCUACUACGAGCGCCUCGGCGUCUUAACGUGUGCAAGCAACGACGAUAUCCGGCGCGCUUACAGGGCGCUCGCUCUUAGCGCUCAUCCAGAUAAGGGUGGCAGCCGGAGCGAGUGGGGAAGCAUUCAAGAGGCAUACGAAACCCUAAGUUCACCGGAGAAACGUUGCCUCUAUGACUUCAUGGGGGCCUUCGCGCACCUGUCAGAGAGGAACUGGUCACAGCCCGGCCCGCAGGCCACAUCCGGGGACAGCUACAGCGCGCAGCCGGCGUCACGCUGCGGCAGUGCCAGCAGUGUGAGCAGCCUGGACUCUUACACAUCUCUUGAAAACGCUGGCAUGGCCACCUCAGGGCUGCUCGGGAAGCGGCCGGCUCCAAGUCAUGCCCCAAACCAGCAGCCUGGUCCAGGAGGGCCGCCAUGUGUUGAUGCCGACGUGCUGGUGCAGCUGCGUCUGACGCUGGAGGAGCUCUUCACCGGCUGCACCAAACAGCUUAGACUAAAGCGGAAGCUGUUCUUGCAAGUGCCUGGGCUGGGGCACGAUGUGGCGACGGGCAGCUGGGCGGAAACAGAGGAGUUAUUUCGCAUCGUGGUGUCGCCGGGUGCACGUGAAGGCACCCGGUUCUCGUUUGCAGGCAAGGGCAACCUGCUGCCCGGGGCCGCGGCGGCGGGCUCCAUGGUCAUCGUCCUGCACCAGCAGCCCCACCACCACUACACACGACGCGGCAGCCACCUGCACGUCACGUGCACGGUGCCGCUGCUCACCUGCCUGUCCGGCGGCAGCGCCUGCAUCUCCACCCUGGACGGGCGCACGCUGCUGGUGCCGCUGGGGCCCAACUGCCUGCAGCCAGCCGCCGAGCACGUCAUCCGAGGCGAGGGCAUGCCGCUGCCGAACGCUGGCCACAGCGCAUCGGGUUUUGGUCUGGCGCCCAAGGCACCCAGCGACCAGGCCGCUCAGCAGCAGCAACAGCGACGGCAGCUGCGGGCGGUGCGCUCCCCGUCUCCAUCGUACAAGCAGCAACAGCAGGCAUCUACGUCGGUCGGCUGGGGGUCCAAGCAAUCAUCCGACCGGACGCUGCUGGCGGCAGACGCAGGGGGCCGGGGAGACCUGCACAUUCAUUUCCAGGUUUUAGUGUAGUUCUCCGGAUCGCCAUCAGUUGGGUGCGCUUAUGGAGCCACACACGCACUGGUUAGGGCGCUGUCAUUUGUAGCCUAGGUGAUGGGCUGAUCCUGUCUAAGCGCUUGCCCUCUUACACCGUCCCGAGUGGUCGUCUGCCCUAGGCGCAAGCUCAACACAUUCGCGUGUGGGGACGCCGCGUUGGCGAGAGCCACGGAUGGCCCUAAUACCCCAUGGGGGCAUGUCGCACCCGUGGAAAGCACUGUAGCCUAGAUGUAAAACGUCAAGGGACGAUCAGUGUUAGUAUGGGUUCCGCGGAGGGAUUGCUCGGUAAUGAGCAGACGCCUGCAGGCUCCACUCUGCAUCCAACACGGGUACUGCAACUGUGCUUGCAAACUAUCGAUUGCUUAGGGCGCGCAGGUGAUGACGCAAGCAAUGGGGCGCACUCAGCCAGUCCGCAGCAUGACGUGAUGCUGAGGUUGUUUUGGCGCAUAAUCUGGGUUUUCUGGGACCUGGCUUUCUGAGUGUGGGACGACGAAAUGACGAGGCGAGACUCUGCGGGGAUAAAGUAGUUCACGUAACCAAUACACACUGGUGUCGUUCUCGGGCAUUUGCCAACAGUUUAGCUGUUUGCUGCUUGAGUGAAGGCCACGAGACACGGUUUCAUAGGCAUGACUAGGAUGACUAGGAUUGAUGGUGAUGUGUUGAGCUGCAGUAUGCAAACCAGGCCAUUUCAAAGCGAGUUUGAUGGUGAGGGCAUGGAAGCUAUCUCAACUGGCACUAGUGCUGGUACGCAGUGCAGCCUUGGGUUGGUUGAUACGGUAUGUUGCUUUGUGAGAUGUAUGCUGAUGUUCCUUCAGUAGCGGAUUAAUUAGGCGCCUGAGAGCUGACUAAAUGUCUUGGAGAGAUGACAUACCUGACAACCAUGUGCAGUUUGGAGUGGUGUGUACGGUUAUUGUGUGCAUUGUAUGCACGAAGAGAGCAUGUGGUGUGCACCUCCAGUCACAACGCAGGGUUGUCGUAUGUCGUAUGCUUUGAAACCGGCAUGGAACGCACGUGUGUGGGUGCUACCAGGGAUAAGAACGCAAUGGAAUCAGGAUGGGGAGGGUGCCAACUGCCUAGGGCAGUCCCUGGCCUAGAACACACAUUGGGCAGUCAAGCUGUCUGGCCUGCAGAACAGUUGCGUGUGUGGGUGGAACUCAUAGGCCUUGGCCGUUUAAUUGUUGCAGGAUGUAAUGUGGGCAAGGUGAACCCUCCCGGUGCGGGUGUUGGGUAAAGAUAAACACCUCCCCUGCAUCUAACUUGGACAAUAAAGGUGGUUUUUGGGCUGAGCCCCCUGAGCGAAGCGAUCCAGGGGGGGCGAAGCCCCCCAGGAUUGCCCCUGUCGCCGGAUUGCCUGCCUGCGUGCCUGCCUGCCCCUGCCUGGUGCGUACCCACGACAUUUGAUGCGAGACUCAGUUUAAUACAAUACAUUCAACUUAAAUGCCUGGUAGCGACUCGGA
Chlamydomonas reinhardtii is the source of this 2788-nucleotide messenger RNA. RefSeq lists its product as uncharacterized. The record is from RefSeq and is a predicted model, not a curated record. NCBI's taxonomy places the organism in Eukaryota, Viridiplantae, Chlorophyta, Chlorophyceae, Chlamydomonadales, Chlamydomonadaceae. The coding region runs from base 354 to 1307 and encodes 317 amino acids. Gene Ontology annotation, molecular function: protein-folding chaperone binding. The transcript has 3 exons. Gene Ontology annotation, cellular component: cytosol.